GUCGGUAGUAGUCUGAAGUAGUCUGCGGGAGUCGGCAUGCGUCGGCUGUGUGCUCUGCUCGCGACUCUGGUCAGGACUCUGGAGGAUGAGUAUUGUUGUAGAAGGGUUGUGCUGACAUCCCACCCCACCUCCCAUGGUGGGAAUUUAAAUUGGCUGUGCCCUUUCUGGCACUCAAACGCUGGUCCUUCUGGACGGAAAGCCCAUGUGCACCAUCCUAACACAAUUAUACCACCAGAAGUGCUUCAAAUUGACGGGAAAUUAAAACUGGCAAGGUCCUUUUCAAGUCACGAACCCUGGUUCUACUGGAUAGAAACCCCAAGUGCAUCUCCCAACACAUGGAAACCAUCCAGAUGCAGGAGAGGAAGGUCUGAGGAUGGUGUUCGCUUAUAACCGAAACUAGCUCAUGGUCAUAUUUUGUCUUACGUAAAUGCGAUCUAGGCAUUAAUAGAUAAG
Messenger RNA from Schistocerca serialis cubense, 453 nucleotides. RefSeq lists its product as uncharacterized. NCBI's taxonomy places the organism in Eukaryota, Metazoa, Arthropoda, Insecta, Orthoptera, Acrididae. The transcript is spliced from 3 exons. Bases 37 to 390 code for a protein of 117 amino acids. The record is from RefSeq and is a predicted model, not a curated record.